Molecule: messenger RNA, 1229 nt
Organism: Clarias gariepinus (North African catfish)
Lineage: Eukaryota; Metazoa; Chordata; Actinopteri; Siluriformes; Clariidae
Gene: znf346
Product: zinc finger protein 346
Exons: 7
Coding region: 48-923 (291 amino acids)
Molecular function (GO): nucleic acid binding; zinc ion binding
Source: RefSeq, a predicted model, not a curated record
GGAAUGCGGGUGGGAAAAUAACGUUCAGCGCACCGUCUUUAUUAAACAUGGCGACCCAAGGACCGAAUGGAGAUUUUCCUUAUUUACCCUGUGGGGCAGCGGAGGUGAACCGACUCAUCCAGGAGAACGGCGACCUGUUCUCUGAGUCGCAGUGUCGAGUGUGCAGCGCUGUCCUCAUUUCAGAGUCACAAAAGCUCGCACAUUACCAGAGCAAGAAGCAUGCAAGCAAAGUACGGCGUUACAUGGCCACCCACGAAGACGAACCCUUCGCCAAGAGAUUCAAACCCUCUUCACAGGAUGCUGAAAGUGGUGAGGUCCUGCAGUAUGAAGGUGAUAAAUACAAAGCUUGCACCGUAUGCAACAUGAACUUUUCCUCUGCAGUGGUGGCUCAAUCUCACUACAAAGGCAAAGUGCACGCCAAGAAUCUUAGAUUAAAAACCUUUGGGGUGCAGCCACCGGCCAUACCUCAGCCUGUUGUUCCAGUGAAGAAGUUAGACAUACAACCCGUGGGCCCCGCUGUUAACGACCCCAACCGCUUUUGCAACAUUUGUCAGGCUUCCUUCAACAACCCAUUGAUGGCUCAACAACACUACAGUGGCAAGAAACACAAAAAACAUUUGACCAAGCAGAAACUCAUGGAGACCUUUGGGCCUUCUGCCACACCAGGUGAGAAAGAAGCCUCUACAGUAAAAGGCUAUCCGUGUACCAUGUGCAAUAUCGAGCUCAAUUCAGUGGAACAGUACCAGGCUCACAUCAGCGGCGCCAAACACAAGAACCACGUUCGACUAAAGGAAGGCGGCAACUCCAUGGUGAGCCCCUUGAGAAAAAAACAGCCGGACUAUCUGUAUGGCUAUAACCAGCAGCAGCAUGUCCAGGAGGACUGGGGCAGUUUAAAGCAGGACUAUGAGUCAGGAGGUCUGUAAGGCAUGACUGCCCUCGAUGUACGUUCCCGACAAGCUGCUUCCGUUCCGGCGAAGGCUACGUCUCCCUUCACUACACCAGAUCCUGCUCCAGCAUCGCUCGUUAUUCUGUAUGGUGUAUCGUUCUUGCUCGGAGGUAGAUGAGUGAACGCCUCUCAUCCGCACCUCCGUACUGUUUUGUUGUUCUAAGGAUAUUUAAAUUAGAGUAUAAUCUUACAGUAAUACGUUAGAUAAAUAGUUCAGCCGCUGCACAGAGCUGUGUAAUGACUGAAAUUAUUCCUGGAGAGUCAAAACCGGUUGUUUAUUUUU